GCCAGCAUCAUUCAAUAGAAACAUAGAAUGUGAGCCGCACAUGCAAUUUUAGAUGUUCCAGUAGCUACAGUGAAAAAGUUAAAAUAAGCAAGUGAAUUUCUUCUUAGUGGUAAGUGUUAUUUAUCCAAUAUUAUCUUUUACACAUCAUCAAUAUAGAAAUUAUUAAUGAGAUAUUUUAUAUCCCCUUUUCAUAGUAAGUCUUCAAAACCUGGUGGAUAUUUUGCACUUACCACACAUCCCAAUUUGGACCACCCCUGUUUUAAUUGCUCUAUAGCUACAUGUAAGCUCUUUGAGGACAUACAUGAUAUCUGUUUUGUUUUCCAGUGCUUAGCAUAUGCCUGGUACCUGAUAUAUAUGUUUAAAUACUUGUUAAAUGAAUAAGUGGCUGAUGGACAUGGAUAGGUGUAUUAGUCAUCUAUUGGUGUGGCUAUCAUAUUAAGCAAUGUCAACAAAGAAAACUGAGGUUUUCCCAGUGUUCUGCAAAGUGCUAUUCAGGCAUAGCUGCAAGAUAAGCCUCCAACUCCCCACUUCCAACCAGAAUGGCUCCUGGAGUCCCUCUUCUGUAGAAGGGAGACUAGUGAAGCAGUGAUGGGGAGCGUGGCCUUGAGCCAGCUGCCUGGGCUUAAACCUAGCCUCGGCCACUUUCCAGCCACACUAUCUUAGGCAAGUUACCAAAUCUCUCUGUGUCUCACUUUUCUCUUCUGAAAAAUGAAGAUAAUUUAGUUCCUCUCAGAGUUUUGUGAGAAUUAAGUGCUUAGAAUACAGUAAGUACUUUAUAAAUGCAGUCUGUGUAUAGAAAUUUUAAAGUGGCCACUGUCGCCUGCUCUUUUAACAUAGAAAUCUGAUUCUCCCACUUCUUGGUUAAAACACUUCUAAGAUUUCACUGCAAGGACCUGACCCCUGUCUGCCUCUCCAGCCUCCUUUCAAGCCUCUUCCCUGGCUCCCUGCACUCCUGCCUCUGUUUUCACCUCAAGUCCUCCCCACUUGCUCAUCCUUUGCCUGGAGCCGACUUCUGUUAAUCCUGUCAGUUUUGCUAAAAUAUUAUUUCCUCAAGGAUUCCUUCCCUGGGCCUCCAGAUUAAAUUAAUUCCCCUUUAUAAACACUUAUAACAUGCUAUACAUUUCCGUUUCCUCUCAUUGCACUUAUCCCAGCUGAAAUUACUUAGUUUUAGGUAUGAUUAGUUGUUAAUGCCUGUGUCCUCAAACGCUUCUACCCUAUCGUAAGCUCUUUGAGGACAUACAUCAUAUCUGUUUUCUUUUCCAGUGCUUAGCAUAUGCCUGGUACCUAACACAUAUUUUAAAAUACUUAUCGAAUAAACAAAGGAAUGAAUACAUGGGUGAUGGACAUAGAUAGGAGUAUUAGUUAUCUGUUGCUGCAUAAUACAUUACUACAAACUUACCAGCUUAAAACCACACACAUAGAUUAUCUCACAAUUUCUAUGAGACGGAAAUCCAGGCAUGGCUUACCUGGGGCCUCCACUUAAGGCUCUCUCAAGAGGCUGCAAUCAAAGUGUUGGCAAAGGCUGGAGUCUAACAUAAAAGCCCAGCUAGAAAAGGAUUCACUUCCAAGUUCACGUGGCCGUCGGCAGGAUUCAGUUCCUUGUGGGCUGCUGGAGUAAGGGCUCAGUUUCUUGCUGGUUAUUGGCCAAAGCCUGCCUUCAGUUCUGUGCCAUGUGGGCCUCUCCAUAGGGCUGUUCACAACAUGUCAGCUUGCUUCAGAGCCAUCGAGGAAGAAAGUCUGCUAGCAAGAACAUUAUAAUUCUUUGUAAUGUCAUCAUGGAAGUGGCAUUCCAUUGUUUUCCAUAGUCUGUGGUUAGAAACAAAUCACUGGUCCUGCCUGCACCCAAGGGAAGGAGAGUACUCAAGGGCCUGAUCACCAAGGAGGCAGGAUCACUGGGGACCAUCCUAGAGUCUGUCUGCUACAGUAGUCAUGAGGACAGAUGAAAAGGUCCACUUAACUUGGUAGUUAAUUGGUAGUAUAUAGUAUACUCCUUGUGUAUGUAAUUUGCCCUUCAUCUGUUGUAUUUUCUGUGCAUUUUUAUUGUGCUCUAUGAGUCUUCUGCAACUCACAGGUAAUAGAUGUCACAGGCAGACUAAAAAUCAACCUUGAGAAUGUUUUAUAUACAGCUGUAAUUCUCAAUGCACUGUAACUGCCCCAGAAUCAUACCAUUUCUUCUCCUCUAAUAUCCCUUCUGCAUGUUUGGCAAUAUCUCUAAAAACUGGUUUUGGAACAUGAUGAACAUAUUUGGUACCAAAAAAGCUGAAUAUCACAAUGGAUGUUGUUUUCUUCUGGGCAAUGAAUUUGAUACUUGCACUAUUCUAUGUGAUUUCCCAUGUGGAAAUCUUUUCAGAAGCCAGAUAGAUUUUUCAAAGCAUACAUUUAUCACCAUGCUUUGAUGGGAUGAAAUAAGUUUCACUGACAUUUCAAAUUAGCAUUUCUUUUCCUAAUCUUAUCCCAUUCUUCUUAAAUGCAGUGAUUUAUGAAGCAAUAUUACAUAUGCUUCUCCCAACCUUUCCAUAAUGUAUACCCCUUUCAAAUGCUGGUAGAUGGGUAUUUCUUUAGCCAAAUUGGACCAUUCUGUUUUACUCCUCUCUCAGAAAUUGUUCCUCCUGAGUAAUUUUAUUAAUUUUCUAUCCUCCCUCCAGUUUUGCUUCUGGUUCCAUGAUUUGUAAUAUAAUAAGACGCUAGGACAAAAAAUAAAUGUAGACAUGCACUAAAAAGAAAAUAAUUACCUAAAAAACAUUAGAAUAUUUCAAUCUGUUGUCAAGCGAUACAUAAGAAAGCUACUGAUCGUCACCAAGACCAGACUAAAGCUAAGUAUUUUUUCUUUCCAAUCCCACAGUCUCCCACCUCCAAUUUUUGGCAACCUUCCUUUGAGAGUCAACACUGCUUGGCUAUUCAUUAAUGGAAAACUCACGCUUAUUACCCAAGUUCACAAAAAAUUGUGAUUCUGUAUGUAAUGGUCUUGUUUGUGGCAGUGUUUGAUUAUUUGCUUGAAUAAGCCCUUCUUUAGGAAUUUACAUAACCCAAAAUGUAAAUGCUGAUUUUUCACGGGUGUCUAUAAAGCAAUUGGCCUUGAUAACAUUCAGCCUUUCUAGAUUAUAUUCAUCAUCCUCUUUUUUGAAAGCAAGGACUGUAUUUUCAUCUUUAUGAUUUUCUCUUCUCCUAAUAACCAUGUGCCUCUCCCCAAACCUCAUGAGCCACCCUGGUGCCUCUGCCCCAGGCCUCCUCAGCCCAGCCCUUCCUUCACUCUAGUGUAGCAGGGGCUCAGGCACCAAGAGGGUAUGUUCUGCAUUGGAAGGCACACAGCUGUGAAGCCAGAUCAGGUUUCAGCUCUACCAUUUCAUUAAUUCCUUCCUUCCUUUCUAUUGUUUACACAGCACCUGCUAUGUACUAGGUGCUAGGGUCUAUGUGGGAUAUACUGUGUGGCUUAACCCAGCUUCUUCCUCUGUAGAAUAGGUGAAAAUGAGGAAAUUGUUGAGAUCAGAGAUCAUGUAUGUGAAGCACCCAGUAGCAUGUCUGGGACCCAGCAGGGCUCGGCAAAUGGCAGCUAAAGCUCCUCCUAACUGUGCUUUCCCCUGCUAUGUCAUGCUCCUGUCGUGUCCGACACUUACAGAUCCUGCUCUCUGUUUCUAGAGCCACUGGAUACUUCUUGUUCCCCUUUCCCCUUCAUUUCUGAUCAGACUAGAAAAAUAAGUCAUACUGCAUGUACUGAAUAGCCAUGGAUGUGGAGAAAUGUACUACUACUCUUGAGAUAAUAUUUGAUUCAAAAGAUCUCUCUCUGAGGUCAGGUCAUAGACCUUAGCAACAAUGCUCUGAUUACCAUCCUACCAAUGAUGAUCAUAGCUCUAGAAUUUCCCCAUCUAGUGGUUGACUUGGCUGAUAAUAACUGGCAGUGUGAUGAUAGUGUGGCAGUCUUUCAAAAUUUUAUUUCUGAAUCCUGGAGGAAAAAGUGGAAUGUCAUUUGCAACAGGUCUAUAGGGAGUGAGGAGGCCAACGGGGGCACUCCCCAGAGCAGGAUUUCCAGGGAAACCCGCCUUCCUCCCAUUCAUCUGCAUCGCAUGAAAAGCCUCAUAAGGAGCAAAGCAGAGAGGCCCCAGGGAGGAAGGCACACGGGCAUUUCUACUCUGGGGAAGAAGGCAAAGGCCGGCUCUGGUCUCAGGAAGAAGCAGAGACGGCUGCCAAGGAGUGUUAGAAGCACCCGCGAUGUGCAGGCUGCCGGCAAAAAAGAGGACGCUCCCCAGGACCUGGCUCUGGCGGUGUGCCUGUCAGUGUUCAUCACAUUCCUUGUCGCCUUCAGCCUGGGGGCUUUCACAAGGCCUUAUGUUGACAGACUGUGGCAAAAAAAGUGCCAGAGCAAAAGCCCUGGCCUGGACAACGCGUAUUCAAACGAGGGCUUCUACGAUGACAUGGAAGCUGCGGGGCACACACCACACCCAGAGACCCAUCUGCGCCAAGUAUUUCCUCAUCUAAGCCUCUACGAGAACCAGACCCCUUUCUGGGUGACACAGCCACACCCACACGCCACCGUAAUUCCUGAUAGAACUCUGGGAAGGAGCAGAAAGGAUCCUGGCAGUUCGCAGAGCCCAGGACAGUGCGGGGACAACACCGGGGCAGGAAGUGGAAAUGAUGGUGCAGUCUAUUCCAUUCUCCAGAGACAUCCACAUGCCGGUAACCGUGAACUAAUGUCAGCAGCGCAGGACCACAUCCAUAGGAAUGAUAUUCUCGGAGAAUGGACUUAUGAAACUGUGGCCCAGGAAGAGCCUCUCAGUGCACAUUCAGUGGGCGUCUCUUCUGUAGCUGGCACGUCUCACGCUGUCUCUGGCUCAAGCCGUUAUGAUUCCAAUGAAUUAGACCCUUCCCUCUCCGGAGAAAUAACAGCUUCCCUCUGUAAAAUGCUAACACAUGCAGAAGCACAGAGGACUGGAGAUAGUAAGGAAAGAGGGGGCACUGAACAGUCACUUUGGGACUCGCAGAUGGAAUUUUCUAAGGAAAGGCAAGUGAGUUCAUCCAUUGAUUUGCUGAGCAUACAGCAGCCAAGGCUGUCCGGGGCAAGGGCUGAGGAAGCGCUUUCAGCCCACUACAGCGAGGUUCCAUACGGUGACCCAAGAGACACAGGCCCAUCAGUCUUUCCUCCAAGAUGGGACAGUGGCCUGGAUGUCACUCCUGCUAACAAGGAACCAGUGCAGAAAUCCACUCCUUCUGACACUUGCUGUGAGUUGGAGAGUGACUGUGACUCUGAUGAGGGGUCUCUGUUCACUCUGAGCUCCAUAAGUUCAGAGAGUGCAAGGAGCAAGACUGAAGAGGCAGUGCCUGAUGAGGAGUCCCUGCAGGACGAGAGCUCAGGGGCAAGCAAGGACAAUGUGACGGCUGUAGACAGUCUUGAGGAAAAUGUUACCUUCCAAACAAUUCCAGGGAAAUGCAAGAAUCAAGAAGAUCCCUUUGAAAAACCUCUCAUUUCUGCUCCAGACUCUGGCAUGUACAAGACUCAUCUGGAAAAUGCCUCUGACACUGAUAGAUCUGAGGGCCUGUCACCCUGGCCCAGGUCACCAGGGAAUAGUCCCUUAGGGGAUGAGUUUCCGGGCAUGUUCACUUAUGAUUAUGACACAGCUCUUCAAUCCAAGGCAGCAGAAUGGCAUUGCUCACUUAGAGACUUAGAAUUUUCAAAUGUGGACGUUUUACAGCAAACACCACCAUGUUCUGCUGAAGUUCCCUCAGAUCCUGAUAAGGCUGCCUUCCAUGAAAGAGACUCAGACAUUUUAAAAUAAGAAUCUUUCAUUAAGGAAAUAUUCACAGCUCUAAACAAUAUUCUUUUAAAGAUCAUGGCAGGGGAAAACUAAAGCCUUCACAACAAGAUCCUGAAGGAGACAACAUGAAUUCCAACCAAGUGGACACUGAUGCAAAUGAGGGUUUUGUGGGCCCACUUGAGGGCGAUGAUUCUAGAAGGGUUAUAAGCUAAACACACUUGUUAACAUCCUAUGGGGAUGAACCUGCUCUUCAGUGUGAAAGAGAAAGAGGGGAAUAUUUUGAGAUCAUUCCAAGAACCAUGCACCAUUAUUACAAGAGCUCCAAACAAAACCAGUUCACUGAGAACACAGGAGCACUUCAUCAAUAGGUUGGGGUAAAUAUUCAGAAGAGAAUCUGUUGCAGUUAGACGAAGUGGUUCUAACUUUCCUUCUCAAAUACAGACCUGGAGCAAUCUGAUGGGAUUUGGCUCUCUGAAAAGAACAGCUUUAGGAUGACAAAGACAAGGAUGUUCAACUUGAUCAUCAAAGAGAAUUCAAAUGACAUUUUUUCAUACAUAUUGAAGCACUUAAGUGGAAAUGCUGGAUAGAUUUUAAUGAAUUCUGAACACACACUAGCACAACUUUUUGGAGGCUGAUCGUGAAACUGCAAAAUUGGAAAAGUUCUGAGUAAAUAUAAAUGUUUUUAAAUAAGUUAUGUUAAAAGAGAAGAGGGGCCACUUUUUAGAAUAAAGUGUAAAUUAAAAAUCAA
Molecule: messenger RNA, 6495 nt
Organism: Homo sapiens (human)
Lineage: Eukaryota; Metazoa; Chordata; Mammalia; Primates; Hominidae
Gene: LRRC66
Product: leucine rich repeat containing 66
Exons: 3
Coding region: 3834-5768 (644 amino acids)
Cellular component (GO): membrane
Source: RefSeq, a predicted model, not a curated record